AUGGAUCCAUCCAUGGAAGUGUUGCCAGUUUCUGAACUUUGCAAUACCCAGCCGAGCCCUAGCGGAAAGGAUCCCAAUCAAUUUUCGCCCUCGGAUGCCGGAUUGCCCUGCCCGUAUCAAGAUGCCAACGACGAUAAACGUAAUUUGGCCGUAGAGCCUUUCCAACCGGUGCUUAAUACACUGGAGCGCCUGGAACGGGAGGACCCGAAACUUGCUUUACAGGCAGCGAGACUGGUGGGGUUGUACCGUCGCGUGUGGGAGUCGUGCGUCUCUAAAGAUGUUGAUACUCAGCGACUUGAAGAGGCCAAUCAAGUGAUGCGCGCCGAAAACAACCAGUUCUGUCGGGAGGGGGACUAUCUUAAACGUCGAGAGGGGGACCAAGUCGCUCGUCUAGUCUCAUUUGAGCGGUCCAUGGACGAGGUGCGGCAAAGUCUGCUUGGCGUGCUUAAAGAUUGGAAUACUUGUUCUACAGGGGUGUUGGCAGGAAAUCCGGAAGAAACAUAG
This is a messenger RNA of Penicillium oxalicum, 504 nucleotides long. RefSeq lists its product as uncharacterized. Lineage: Eukaryota; Fungi; Ascomycota; Eurotiomycetes; Eurotiales; Aspergillaceae. The transcript has 2 exons. The coding region runs from base 1 to 504 and encodes 167 amino acids. The record is from RefSeq and is a predicted model, not a curated record.